Pectinophora gossypiella (pink bollworm) is the source of this 1988-nucleotide messenger RNA. RefSeq lists its product as uncharacterized. The transcript has 5 exons. Gene Ontology annotation, molecular function: DNA binding. NCBI's taxonomy places the organism in Eukaryota, Metazoa, Arthropoda, Insecta, Lepidoptera, Gelechiidae. Bases 440 to 1390 code for a protein of 316 amino acids. The record is from RefSeq and is a predicted model, not a curated record.
UGUGAGUAAACAUUUUGACAGAUAUCCAGUAAAAUUUUGACCUUUAUUUUGUAAAUAAACGCCGCGGAAUUUCGGGAUUAAAUAUGGAAAAUACCGCUAUUUUCUCCGGUAAAAUGCGGAAUAAUGUAGUUGUGCAACUGAAAAAUCUUAGUGAAUGUGCAGUUUUUAUGAUAAAAGUGAUUCUAACCUAUAAAUUGGUCAUUUGAUGAAAUCAUUGUUUUUCGCAAUAUUUGAAGUGAUUUUGGUGUGUUUUUCUAAUUUUAUAUCAGGUGUAAUUAAGAUCUGAACGUGUUUUAAGUGUUUGUGAUAUGAAUUGACUACGAGAAGCCGUAUUUAUCUGCGAGUUGGUCGUAAGAGGAGUUAUCUUUGGAAUUUCUUCGUGGAGCUUGGUGCAAAUCUUACACGUUGCAAGAUAUGUUCGAAGAAGUUGAGCAAGAAUAUGGCAAGACAUCUCCGGCUGAAACAUCCGAAGGUCUAUCGUCAAAUGCAUCAGCAUUUAGAAACAAAAAAAUAUAGUACCAUUUCCAAAAUAUCAACAAGCUGGGUAAAAGGAAGCUGGGCAAGAAGGUAUUGUCAUAGAGUGGGCGAGAAAAAAUAUCAAUGCAAUGUCUGUAGCGCAGUGCUCAGAUUCCCAAAAGGACUUUACGGUAACAUGAAAAGGCAUAUUAGAACCAAACACCCUUAUGUAUAUGAGAAAGAAGUUAAUCAACAAAGAAGUUAUGUGGAUGUUAGUACUGGUGAUGAUGAGAACAUAGUAGCAGAGUAUUUGAGUGACUAUGAAGUUGAGAGCAAAGAUGAAGAGAGCCCGGAGAAAGAGAACAGUAAUGACGAAAGAGGUUCCGAGUCGGAUCCGGAGUCUACAGAAGGGAAGCCAUUCUUAUAUGAUUCUGAUCCUGAGUUAGAGACUAAAGUCAAAUAUCUUGUUUCGAAAAGAGAAAUCCCUGGCAGAAAGAGAGCCCGAAAUUGUUUUUGGAAUUUCUUCAAUGUCGUCGUAGAGAACCAUCGCUAUGCUUGUUUGGCAUGCAAUAGAAGAGUGGCAAUAUUCCCACACAGCAUUGCGAAUCUCAAGCGACAUAUUAAAAAUAAACACAAGAGGCAGUAUAAUAUUAUUAUGAAGUACUUGGCUGAGAACGAUGGUGACAGUGACAAAGAGACCCCGAUCAGCUUCGACAAAUACUACUUUGAUUCUGAAGGAGACGAUUACAAAUGCAAGGAGUGUGGCACUGUCAUCAAUUGUUCUGACGAAGAGCAGCAAGCUCUCUUCGACCAUAUCAAGGACACCCAUCCCGAUCAGAUCCUAGCUUACCAGGAGGAAAAUGUUGAGAACAUUGAAAAUGAAGAAAACUCUCAAAGCGUUGCGUAUAAUGUUGUAAUUAUUAAGAAAGAAUAAAACCUUCUUUUAUGAAGUGUUGCGCUUUGUGGUUUCGCUGGAUCCGAUUAUUAUUAUGACGUUCUAUGUCAUUUGAUUGAUCAUUUAGACUUGAUGUUAAAAUAAAAACGUGUAGCAGUGUAUUUACCCGUACCCUUUGUAACACCUCGUUUCACACAUACGCUACACAUUGACGUCAUCGUACACGCGCUUCUGUGUGUGUGACCUCUGAUGCUCAUGCGAUGAAGACUAAAGAUCGAGGGGGGGGGGGGACCUAGCUCAGCCGCUGGUUGGGUGCGGAGAGUUGCCGUUAGUCGUAGUAUUAUUCCUUAUUCUAUGUUUAAGCUACGCUUUGUGAAUUGGUUUAAACCAAUUUAAUCAUUUAUAAGUACCGUUUGAUCUUUACAAUAAGUCCUAAUAUUAGGGAAUAUGUUCUAAUUAUAGCAAUAAUAAUUAUCAAGUAACGGUUUUAUGUCAGUCGUAUGUAACAAGUAUGAAACGUUUAUUCGAAUAAGUUUUAAUUAUAUUAGAAUGCACCUACAUGCAUAUUAUGUAGUUGUUUAAAUAACACGGUGUACCUAUAAUAAUUUUUCGCGUGAAAUAUAGUUAUUUAGUAAAA